GAGGCCAUCUGGGGCGCCUUCCCGCCGGGCUGGCAUGGAGGGAGGCGAUGGCUGCGGGGAGCGUCUGUUCUCGUUGGAGCUGCUGGUGGAGUCAGCGCGAGUGCAACCGCGGCUGCUGCCGUCGCUGCUGCCGGACAGCGGGCCCUUCCUGCCGUCCGUGGCUCUCCGGCUGCUCGACUUCCCGACCCUUCUGGUCCACGCCCCGCAGGCCACGUCCUGGCCGGUGGUGCCCUUCGGGCGGGGCAAGUCGUGCCUCUUCAAGCUGCGGCCGGACGCUCUGAAGGGCCUCUUGCGGCGCUCUCCGCUCCACGCGCUGCUGCUGGCCCUGCCUCCCAACCAGGGUCCCGCCCGCCUGCUCGGCUCGUCCAGCAUCUCUCUGGCGGCCGCCGCCGAGGAGUUGUUGCCUGGCUCCGGGCCGGCGACUGGAAGGGGCCACUUCCCGGUGCGCGACCUCCUGGGAGAACCAGUGGGGGAGCUGGCGCUGAGCUACCGCCUCCACAGCCUGGGCUCCUCGCCCCUCGAUCAGUUCGAUGAAGGGGGGGCGGUGGACGAAGGCCUCGCUGGAGACGGUCCGCGGGGGAGAGCGGCGGAACGGAGGCUCAGUCUGGAGUUCAUCUCGGAAGGAGAGGAGGAGCAGGACCCUGCCCCAGACGGUGGCAGCCGGGGGUCCUUAAGCAGCCCUGAUCCAGAGCCGGAGCCCUUUUCCGAUAGCUCAAGCGGAGAAGAAAUCGCAGGAGAGCUGGACAACAAUGCCUUUUAUCCCCCACCAAUGUAUUACAGUCAUCAAACGGAAAGUUGCUUCCCCAGCCCUAAAGCAGCAACAAGAGUGAUAAUCAUGACAGCUCAAGAUUCACUUCCCAAAGAAGAAACUUCUUUACCUUUUGUUAAGGGGGAGCCUGCCGUUAGUGCUGAGAAGGCUCUGUCACCCUUACUCACCAACACACCAACACCGGGUACUUCCGAACAACUCAGGCAGACACUAUGUCAGUUGCCUCUACUGAAUGCUUUGCUGGUAGAACUCUCCUUGCUAAAUAGCCAGCCCCUACCACCAGGACCCUCUACUGUGCAUCCUCAGUUGGCAUGGCUAUAUCAAAAUGCAGAAGAAGGUACAAAAAUCUUACCCUGUAAUGGUAAGAAUCUGUGUGCCUGCUGGGAUGAUAAGAAGAACACCCCACAUCGCAAAGAAAGAGGAAGAUCACCUAGCCCUAAAUUAAAAAGAAAUCGCCCAGAUCCUUUAAAAGGCAUGUCUCUUAUCUGUCCUGGCAAAUCUUUUACAAAACCAGUAUACACUGAAAGACCUGUAAGCCCUGAAAAAGUUAAUCCGAAAGAAAAUUCUCCCAAUAGAAGGAAAUUCUCUAAUGGGCUGACGAAUACAUUAAAGCUUCGUGUUCAGCGAUCUAGUCCGGGAAUGUUGAAGGUUCAUGAAAAGAGAGAACAUCGUAGGAAAAAAAAUGGUGACAUAUCGUUUGAAAAAAAAGGUAAAAGCUCUUUGACUAAAGAAAAAAUAUUCAAGGGCUCCCUUAACUAUCAUCCAAAAUCUUUUGGACAAUAUGAUGAAAAAAGCAUCUCUGAUCAAAAUGCUCAAAUUAAUGAAAAUGUUGAGACUUUAAUACAAAGCAGUGUUGGCCGAAAUAGCUCUAUGACCACAAAGAAAAUAAGCUCUCGUAUUACCAAAAAAUUUGGGGCCAGCUGUGUGAAGAAUAAAGACAAUGCCAAAGGGAAGUACUUGUCUGAAAGUGUUGAUUUGAAGAGCUUGGAAGUCCAUCUGCCAAGAGUCUUUUUACAGGACACUGAAGCCCUUGAAAACCCAGGAGAUGCUGAGAUAGAAAAAUGUUUGCAACGUGAUUGUAACAUUCCAUAUAUAUUUAAAGAUAGACGCACCAAUAACUUGGAAAAGAGUCAUGAACGUCAGAAUUCAGAUAGUUUAGUAGUUACUUCUGAAAAUGCAGCCUAUUCAGAAGAUUUUACCAGUAUUGACAGUUGUGGUGCAAGCUUUGAAGCUCCAGAGAACAGUCCUGAACCUUUAUCUAUAAGCUCAGAUCACAGUCAGUCAGGCAUUGACUCCAGCUCUAAAAAUUCCAGAAGUCUUCCUGCUAAAUGUAUUUCACCUCUUCUUCCGAAGGUUUCAGCUAUAUCUCCUGUUCAGACUCUUAAAAAGACAUAUGACUUAAAAUCUAACAAAAACAAAUUAGGCACUGGAUUGAACAAAUUUGAUGAUGAUUGCCUUGCAAGAACUUUAAGAGACCAACUUGUAAUUCAAGAAAAGCAAAAGCAAAAAGUUACACAGAUUUUUGAGGACAAACAAAUACAGCCUGAUAAAAAGUGUAACAUAGUAAAAAGCCAGUCAUCUGUAGAAAACAGCCAUUCUGCAAGGACAUCUCAAGUUAGCUCUUACUUGCCCUCUAGUAUAUCUGACCUUGAAUUUAGUGGUCUAGAAGAAAGCAAAACACCUGGCAAUGAAAAAGAGGAUAGCUUCGGAAAGAUGAAUAAUACAAAUCAGUGUAAACAUAUCAGUGAAUUACUAAUAAACAAGCUUCCAGGAUACACAAUGUAGCAAUCAAUAGUAAUGGUAAAAUCGAAGAGAAAAUAAUGUUUUAUAAGAAAAGAUUUAAAGGAAUUUUGACUUUUUUAAAACAAGUAUAGGUUUUUUUAGGAUGCACAGAUAUUUUUUCAGAUUAAUGCACAACUCAGACUUUUCAGCUCUGUGCUGGUUAUUUUUGGUUGGUUAUUUUUUUUCCUUAGUUUUAGCUGUCUCCAGAUCUUCCACAUUCUGUGAUUUAGCUGCCCCUGAAAUUCAAGGGCAGUUUUCAUAUGAUGUAAAGGUCUCCUGUUCAUAUAAAAUCUAUUCUCAUUGAGCAUAGGAAAUGAUCUAGCGUGCGUAAAGUAAUUGUCCAAUUUGUAAUUUGUCUCUUAAUUAUUGUUUCAAACUAAUAAUAAAACAAAAAAUAACUAAUGGUCACUAGAAAACAAGUAAACUAUAAUUGAUUAUAGACUACUUAAGACAAUAAUUCUUAAGCAAACCAGGGUUUUUAUGUAGUUUGGAAUUUAAGAGAGUUAUAGCUAUCAGCAAAGGAAAAAUUGUUCAGUAAAAUACAUACUUUAAAAAAACAAGGUUUCCACAAAAAAAGCAAAUUUCCAGAACAUGAUUUGAAAAAUACUAGUUACUUCAAAUGCAAUGCCCAGUUAUAUGUUAAUCUUAACAGAGUUAUUUUUCCUAUAAUAUUAUUCUGAUCUGUGGUAAUAACAUUAAUUUUAAGUUUAGCUUCAUAAUUUUUAAAUUUUAGAUCCAAACCUAAUGCUUCCUGGGUUUUUUAGCACUUUGUCAUAAUUGUUGUGUCUUCAGUUUGCACUAUUUUCAGGUAAUUGCACCUAUUGUUAAUUUGUAUAACAUGUUUUGUAUAACAUGAUUGAAUCCUAUCUAUGAAAUGGUAUGUCUGCAGAAAAUUAAAAAAAAAAUUAUGAACACAGUCAUGCAUUCUCAAAAUAUACAUUAGUAAUAUUUAGCACUUAAGAAAUAUUUUUUAGAAGUAGAGAAAAAUGAUACAUUAACCUUAGCAUAUAUUCAGUAGCUUCAAGGAAAAGUCAAUCAUUUUUCUUUUUUAUAGCAGGUGUAAAAAUGGCAUAGCAUAAAGGGAAGCCAAUAUAGACAUGAAUUUUUGUCUGGUGCUAGUGAUUAAAGAUGCAGGUUAAAGUUCCCAACUAAAUUGAAUCAACUUCCAGAAAACAUGGGAUUAAUACAUUAAUACUCUUGAUACAUUAACCUUGUUGUGCCCUGUAUGCAGAUAAGUGCAUAUCCAAGUAUAAAGCAACCAAAUGAAGUGUUUACUAAUUAUAUUAGUAGGUAAAGGGGAUCUUUCAAUACCAGUACUGUACAGAAUGCUGGUGUUCUUAUACAGAAGUAAAAUAUGAAUUCAUGCUAGGAACAUUGCUCAGUUUUGGCUUUUUGGCCAGAUACAUUUUUGAUAUUAAAAAAAGAGAGCGAUAAACUUUCAAAAUAUGUCUUUCUAAACAAUUUAGAAAAAUUAGCUAGUUCACAACUUAUAGUACUUAGGUAGUAAAAGGAUAAUAAUAUGAAUGUAUUGUUUAUAAUUCAUGCAAAAAAAUUGUUCUCGUUUCUUUUGAAGAAUUUGCUAGGUAUACUGGUCCUAAAAAGUAGUGAUCAAAUCUUUGGUAAGAGCAAAUCACUCUUGCCUGUUAUCUUAGCAGGUUAAAGAUAAUGAAUCACCAGAAAGUGUUUUUCGCUUGCAUGAUGCCAUAGACUUCCCUUAGCCAUCUUGGAUAGCAAAUAUAAAAGGAUAUCAGUGGCUGAAAAACUCCGUCCUUGUGAUUAUGGAGAGGUGAAAACCUCUGGACAUAUCCUUCUUCACUGCUCUUUUUAUACAGACGUUGGAGCAAAAUUUAUUUUCUAGAUAAUAAGUAACCUGACUGUUCCAACACCAAUUACCUUCAGUUUAAAGACCAACAGAUUGUAGACAUUAGGUAGGUAGGUAGGUUCUGCGCAGCAGCACUAAACUUGGCUGGAACCUGAUGAAUAAUCCAUUAUAACAUUCAAUUAAUACACCAUUUUUAUAUUAUCCUGUUUAGUACCUAAUAACUAUAGGCCUUUACAAUUUAAGAACUAAUAUUACAGUAUGCCUUUGUCUGUGUGUAACUGAUAGGCUGCCAAAUUAUGAUUUCAACAUAGAUUUUAUUUGUUGUUAUUUUAUUCCAGAAUUUUUAAGUAGAUACUCUGAGCAUUUUUAAUUGUAUUGGUAUUUGAAUGGUAAGAACAAGAAUUGUACAGUAACAGCUUGUUAUCUCUCACACCUUUCCAAUUAUUGUUCUGCUAUUGUUAUUUAAAUCAAAAGACAAAAUCAUAUGAAUAUGCUACACUUUAUACCUAAGUUACUAAGAUGGAGUCAGUAUGGAAUAUAACAUUGGAUUCCCAUUUUGAUUUCCAACAUUUCGGCGUUGUGUCUAUUGCAGGAUGGCAGAAUUGGCAUUUGUCCCGAAGUUAUUUAUGUUGUGCCAAGGGAAAAAUUGCAUGUCAGAAUUCACUUGCAUUGAAACAAUGAACUAAUGUUGGCUUUAGCUGCCGAUUUCCAGAUUAUGAUAGAAACCAAGCCAGAGGACCAGUAGUUGCUUCCUUGUAUUAAAAUGUUGUGAGAUGGCAUUUUUGUUUAGACCUUUUUAAGUAGAUAUAAGUAGGAACGCUUCGUAUGAGCAUUCAUACGAAGUGUCAGUUUUCACUAUAGAAGGAAUCUAAAUUAAACUUCCCUAUUUAUGUUUGGCCUUUUGCAUAAAAUCUGGUGAUAGAACAGUUUGGUUUUAUCUUAUGGUAUUAUAUAAUAUAUUCCUCCACUCCAGUCCAUUUCCAUGAUGAACGUUUUUUUGAUUAAGAAAGUUUAUAUUUCUUGUGAUUUUUG
Pseudonaja textilis is the source of this 5405-nucleotide messenger RNA. It is a transcript of the gene MAP10, whose product is annotated as microtubule associated protein 10. Lineage: Eukaryota; Metazoa; Chordata; Lepidosauria; Squamata; Elapidae. Gene Ontology annotation, cellular component: cytoplasmic microtubule; mitotic spindle pole; mitotic spindle midzone. Gene Ontology annotation, molecular function: microtubule binding. The record is from RefSeq and is a predicted model, not a curated record. Gene Ontology annotation, biological process: mitotic spindle midzone assembly; positive regulation of cytokinesis; cytoplasmic microtubule organization.